Messenger RNA from Jatropha curcas, 1560 nucleotides. Its product is annotated as aspartyl protease family protein At5g10770. Gene Ontology annotation, biological process: proteolysis. Gene Ontology annotation, molecular function: aspartic-type endopeptidase activity. Lineage: Eukaryota; Viridiplantae; Streptophyta; Magnoliopsida; Malpighiales; Euphorbiaceae. The record is from RefSeq and is a predicted model, not a curated record.
CAAUAUAAUAUAAGCAGGAGAGAAAGAAGAUUUGUCCAUAUGGCUACUUCAUUCUCUCAUAGCUACUUCCUCAUUGCUUCUCUUUUUUAUCUAUUCCUUUUCUCCUUCUUCUUAGAAAAGAAUGCUCAUGCCUUUCAAGAAAAAAAACUUUUUCAUCAACAUACUCAUACCAUUCAAGUCAGCAACCUGCUUCCAUCCACUGCUUGCAAACACUCUCCCAAAGUUGCCGAAAAUAGUGCCACCCUGAAGGUAGUUCACAGGCGUGGUUCAUGCAUCCAUCUUAAUCAAGACAAUGCAAAUUCUCCAAAUGGCUCGGAGAUUUUACAUGAAGAUCAAUCUCGGGUCAAUUCAAUCCACUCAAGAAUUUCCGGCAACUUGGAGGAGACCAAAGCAACUUCACUUCCAGCAAAGAUAGGCGCUUCACUUGGCACAGCCAAUUUCAUUGUUACCGUUGGACUUGGCACUCCAACAAAGGAUCUACAGCUCAUAUUCGACACUGGAAGCGACCUCACUUGGGCUAGAUGUCAGCCAAACGGCGAUACUUUCGACCCCACCCAGUCCACUUCCUAUGCCAACGUUCCUUGCAGCUCUCCACUUUGCUCUUCUUCCACUGGAGGAGCCCUUUUAAGAUGUUCUUCCUCAUCAUCAACAUGUGUGUAUGGCUUACAAUACGGGGACGGGUCUAUCUCUACUGGACUUCUGGGCCAAGAAAGGCUAAGUUUAGGGACAACCGAUGCAUUCGACAAUUUUUACUUCGGUUGUGCUCGGAAUAUUCAAGGCACAUUCCAAAACGUUGACGGUUUGCUUGGCCUCGGCCGAGGAAAGUUAUCUGUCGUCUCACAAACAGCUUCAAAUUAUAACAAACUCUUUUCCUAUUGCCUUCCAUCGGAUAGCUCUACUGGGUUUCUCUCCUUGGGCGCUUCUCAAUCAAAUUCUGCUAAAUUUGUCCCUCUAUCAUCAACUUCCUCUGACUUUUAUUUUCUGGAUCUCACUGGAAUAACUGUUGGUGGUCGGAAACUGUCAAUUCCGAAUUCAGUGUUUUCCACUUCCGGGACUAUCAUUGAUUCCGGCACUGUGAUCACGCGGCUGCCACCUGCAGCUUACUCUGCUCUACAAUCGGCAUUCCAAGAACUGAUGUCCCAAUAUCCAAAGGCUCAGCCACUGUCAAUACUGGAUACUUGUUAUGAUUUUAGUAACUUUCAAACGGUUAAUGUGCCUAAGAUUGUAUUGUCGUUUAAUGGAGCGACGGAUGUGGAAGUUGCCCAAUCUGGAAUUUUCUUCGGUAAUGGGGCGGCGCAGGUGUGCUUGGCUUUUGCUCCGAACAGUGAUCCGAGAGACAAGGCUAUUUUCGGGAAUAAGCAGCAACUAACUUACGAGGUGAUUUAUGAUGUUAGUGGAGGGAAGGUUGGGUUUGCUGCUGCUGGUUGUAGUUGAUUAAUUAAUCUAAUCAAGGUUUUGUGUUCUAAAUGCUAGUUAAGUAAGCAGUGACAUGUCGUUUGGUUGUAUUGAUUUGAGGAUUAAUAAUAAAAGCUCAUGAAAUCCCCUGUUGGUUUAGUAUUA